AAUAUCGCGAAACAUGCGCUCGACCAAGAGCAUUGUUCAAAUGGUACAAUCUUCUAAAACGUACCUUUUGAACUUUCUCAAAACCAUGUCAAAGUCUGGAGAUGUAAAAAUACGCAGAUUUGUUGAUAUCCAUAAUGACAGUUCUUUUGGAAAGUACGCUAUUGUCCAACCUUGGGUGGUUUCUGAAAAAGUUACUGUACCUGCAUACAUACCCCAGCCAUCCUACAGUCAGUCUAUGGUACCCAAAAAUGGGCCAGUAAUGCCCGAGAUCAAAGAUGAAUAUCAAAUAGAAUGCAUGAGGCAUAGUUGUAAACUUGCUAGUCGCAUUCUGCGUCAAGCUGGCGCAUUAAUUGAGCCAGGUAUUACAACCGAUUUUCUCGACAAACAAAUACAUGAUAUGAUCAUUGGUAAUGGAGCUUAUCCCAGUCCACUCAACUAUCAUGGCUUUCCCAAGUCUAUAUGCACAAGUGUUAACAACAUUGCUUGCCAUGGUAUUCCAGACAAUAGACCUUUACAAGAAGGUGAUAUACUCAAUGUUGAUGUAACAGUAUAUCUUAAUGGUUAUCAUGGCGAUUGCUCAGCUAUGUUUCAAGUGGGUGAAGUAGACUCAGAAGGCAAACGAUUGAUAACAGUCACAGAAUUGUGCUUAAAGUCAGCUAUUGAAAUAUGCAAACCAAACGAACAUUUUUGUAAUAUUGGUAACGUGAUAGAAAAAACAGCAAAUGAACACAAUUUGAAUGUAAUACCUUCACUUUUGGGUCAUGGUAUUGGGACUUACUUUCAUGGUGCUCCAGACAUUUAUCACUUUGCAAAUGAUUUUCCUGCAAGAAUGAAAGCAGGUAUGACAUUUACUAUUGAGCCAGCUUUGAGUCAAGGAACAACAGAGAUCGAAAUUCUGGAAGAUCGAUGGACAACUUGUACAGUCGACAAUUCUAGGACAGCUCAAGUCGAACACACAAUUUUAAUAACAGAUACUGGAUGCGAAAUACUAACACUUUAGUCGCUUUAGUUUAUGAUCGGUAUUAUACUAUUUAUACAACAAAGGAUCUAUUGAAUAUAUUAUUUUUAGUG
This is a messenger RNA of Mycetomoellerius zeteki, 1071 nucleotides long. RefSeq names its product methionine aminopeptidase 1D, mitochondrial. Gene Ontology annotation, molecular function: metalloaminopeptidase activity. Gene Ontology annotation, biological process: proteolysis. The transcript is spliced from 6 exons. The record is from RefSeq and is a predicted model, not a curated record. Lineage: Eukaryota; Metazoa; Arthropoda; Insecta; Hymenoptera; Formicidae. The coding region runs from base 14 to 1000 and encodes 328 amino acids.